Messenger RNA from Plutella xylostella (diamondback moth), 5158 nucleotides. The record is from RefSeq and is a predicted model, not a curated record. NCBI's taxonomy places the organism in Eukaryota, Metazoa, Arthropoda, Insecta, Lepidoptera, Plutellidae.
ACUAAGAUGUUAUUGUGUCAUAUCCGUGGUUUGUCGAGGUUGUGUGAAAAUCGUGGAUUAUUUAAAUGAUAAACAGUGACUUAAUAAAUAUGCCUACAUGAGUUAACUAAACUUUCGUUAAGUGUUAAGUGGUUUUAGACAAUGUUUUCCUAGUACUUUCGUGCAGUGAAGUUGUGUUAUUGAUUUUUUACAGGAAAACCUAUCGGGCUGUUUGAAUGAUAGUGGAGUAACCGCCACCCCCCCACCAUGAAGAGCAAGUUGACCCCGAUGACGCUCAUCGGGCGCGCCGCCAUGGACCGCCGCUUCUCCAGCGCUAUGCUGCCGAGCCUGCUGCGCGAGAUCCGGAGGAACACCAGCAGGGAAAAGCUCGGCAUAGCGGUGGAAGACGGGUACCUGAAGGCCUACAACGGCAACUUCGAGCCGGUCCUCGUGCACAGACUGGUCGAUAUCAUGCGCGCCAGCCAAGUGCCGGGCAGUCCCGAAGAGCUAUUCUACAUCAUGUACAACGAGGCCGAGGGCCUGCUCAACUGCUUCCUGUUCAGUGCCGACAGUGACACGCAGGUGUCAGAGCUGUUCACCCAGAUGCGAGAGCCGUCGCCAGGGGCGUCCAGCCCCCGCGGCUCCACGGGCUCGCUGCAGGGCUCCGUGAUGAGGAACCUGGGCUUCCAGAGCACCUGCAGCACCGAACACCUGCCGUGGGCUGGGGGCAAUGGGGCGCAGAUGCAACUGUCGGGAGACACGCCGCCACCGCCCCCACUCCUGCGGUCCACCAGCAACGCGUCAGCUCUGACUUCCCUCUGUGCUGAUCUGUCGCCGUCGGAUUCACAUUUCUUUGAGGUCCUCUAUAUCGGCAAGGUCCGCAUCUCCCAGCGCAAGGUCCCUGACACCCUCAUCGACGAUGCGCUGGUCAAGUUCGUUCAUCAUGAGGCCGAGAAGGUCAAGGCCAACAUGCUGCGGCGACACAGUCUUUUGUCUUCCACUGGGACCUCGAUAUACAGCAGUGAAUCUGCUGAAAACCUGAACGAGGACAAAACAAAGACUGAUGCUUCUAUUCCAGUAGAUAAACAUAAAAUAGCUCUUACCAAUACCAGCACAACGCCUCUAGAACCCGACAAAAACCUAGCUUGGAGGAGUGUUGAUAAUGUUAACGUUAAAAAUACAACAAAAUCUGAGAGUAACUCACCAAAUUCAGAUCUUGAUCAAGAGUUUGACAUGUUUACCAAAGCUCGUGUUGAGAGUAAGACUACCAAGAAUGGCCAAGUACAAAAAAGACCGACACCUUUAGAGCCUACUGUGCUAGUUCUUAAUGUUCCAAAUAAAAAUUUAGGUACGGUGGAUGAAGAAAAGACUGAAGAUAUCCACACAAUGAUAUCUGACGCAGCAUCAAAUAUCACACAGUUUUGCCAAACGAACAUUUUAAAACACAACUCUGAAGCUGCAGACAAAAAUGAUUCUAGCCCUGUAAUAAUUAAUAUUAAGGAUACUAAUCCUUUCCUACCUGACGUGGUAGAUGGCACUCAUAACGACGCCAAAGAUAGUUCAGACGAUGACAUAUUAUUAAAAACACCGUUGAAGAUCAUUGAAGACCCGGUCGAACCCAAAACUCAAGCUCAAAUAGUAGAAUCUAAAGAAAAAAUAAGGGAAGACAGUCCUGCGCCUUUGAAUUUCGACGAAAUUUCCAGGAAACCAAAGAUGCUGAUGAGAAGUAAAACAGGAUUAGAAAACGCAGAUAUGGCCAGAAAUACUAUGCCCGAAAAUAAGCCAUUUUUGAGGGACAGAUCUGCAUCGAUAGGAACGCUGAACUUGAAGACUCCUAUCGCUCAUUUGAUUGGUGAACAGAAUCGAACUAUGUUGUUCCAAGUGGGUCGCUCAGAGCUCCGCCUCAUCAGUCCAGACCGGAAGCAGAUCCUCCUUCACCGAGGGUUCAAGGACGUGGCCAGCUGCGUCCUCGGGAGGACCAACAAGGAACACUUCGGUUUCGUCUGCAGAGAGAACUCUAACGACGCGUAUGCUUGCUACGUGUUCAAGUGCGAGUCUGAUGAGGUCGCUUUAGAGGUUGUUAAUGCAAUCAAACAAGCCUUCAACUCUCAUGCUGAGCUGAUGAAGAAGACCAGGGAGAAGUCGCCGAGCCUGACCUGCGAGCACUGCCCCAUGCUGUGGUUCCACCGCUUGUGCAUCGACAUUGAAGGUCUAAACGAGAAGAAGACGCACGCGUUCAUCCUGCGCCGCAUCGAGCAGCUGCCUGAUGAUGAGCAGGAGCAGGUCAUUGUCAAGUACCAGGGCGGGACCAACCACAUGUAUGAGACAAGUGAACACAAUACCUUCUUGAUGAUGUUGCUGCGAGCGCACUGUGAAGCGAAGCAGUUGCGACACGUUCACGACACGGCUGAAAACAGAACCGAGUUCCUGAACCAGUACCUCGGCGGCAGCACCAUCUUCAUGAAGGCGAAGCGCUCGCUGUCCAGUGGCUUCGACCAGCUGCUGAAGCGGAAGUCGAGUAGAGACGAGGGGAGCGGCCUGGUGCUGCCUGUGAAGAAGGAGACAUCGCCACUGCCGACACCUCCAAUAGAUUCCACAACAGAUCACACUGUCCCUCCACUCCUGCUGACACCAGACGUAGUGAGAGCCAAGUCUAUGUCACCUGGCCUUGGGAGUUUUGAACCCCCACCAUCCCCAUCAGCUCUGAGCGGGACAGCGCUGCCGAUAGCUGAGGAAGAAGAAGAAGACGACGAUGAAGAGGAAGGGAAACCAGAGAAUGGUUCUACCAACUCACCUAUGAUGGAUUUGUUCCUGAAAGUCAGCGACAACCGCCCUUCAGUAGCGGGGGGCGAGGGGGGAGCGGCGCAGGAGGCCACGUGGAGACAGGCUAUAUACCAGAAGGUCAUCAACCCAGCUGAUGGACAGGGUGAAGACGUAUCCGCGACCACGCUGCUGAAUCUGCAGCCGGCGCGGCCGGCGGGCGCGGGGCGGCGCUCGCGCGAGCAGCUGCGCCAGCUGUGGCGGCUCGCCAUCGACCAGACCGUGCUGCUGGUGCGGAUGGAGAAGGAGAAUCGGAAGCUAAGAGAAAGCGAGGAAUCCUCAGCAGUACGUCGCAUCAAGCUCGAGUACACCGAGCUGGGGGUCUGCGACGCGGGCGUCAUGCUCAUGUGGGACUCGCUGCUGGCGUCCCGAGACUCCAGCAACCAGGUCUCCAAGGUCGACCAUCACAUGCUGACGCAGGCCGUUAUUCAGGGAGUCCCCCGGAUGUGCCGUGGAGGAGUCUGGUACUUCCUGGCAGAACAAGCGGCCCUUCGCUCGCCUCCGCCUGAUGCCAAGAAGUACCCCAACUACCAGACCCCGUAUAGGACCCUGCUGAGCGGGCUGACGAAACAUCAACAUGCUAUAUUGAUUGAUUUGGGUCGCACAUUCCCCCAGCACUCCUACUUCGCGUCAGCACUGGGUCCGGGCCAGCUGUCACUGUACAACAUCCUGAAAGCGUACUCUCUACUGGACCCUGAAGUGGGGUACUGCCAAGGGCUGAGCUUCGUGGCUGGGGUGCUGCUGUUGCAUAUGGAAGAACAAGAAGCCUUUAUUCUUCUCCGACAUUUGAUGUUCAGACGAGGCCUUAGAAAGCAGUAUCUGCCUGACAUGAGCGCGCUGCAAGUUCAGCUCUACCAGCUCUCCCGGCUGCUCCGAGACCAUGAGCCGGAGCUGCAGCAGAAGCUGGAGUCGCUGGACAUCUCGCCGGCGCUGUACGCGGCGCCCUGGAUGCUCACGCUCUUCACCAGCCAGUUCCCGCUGGGCUUCGUCGUCAGGGUCUUUGACCUAAUCCUCCUGGAGUCAACAGAAGUGGUAUUCGCUGUCUCACUCGCUCUGCUCUCUAUACACAAGGACGGCCUGAUGAUGUGCGAGAGCUGCGAGGAGGCAGCCGAGUACUUGAAGCAUAAACUACCUGAUAUAAACAAGACUGUCUAUGAGAAGGUCAUGAGGAAGGUACACGCCUUGGACAUAUCGCGGCAACUCUCGGAAUACGCUGUGGAAUACUCAGUCCUGAGAGAGGAGAUGCCUCGCGUCGCCAUCCUGAACGAACAGAACAAGAAACUCCUAGCUGAUAACAGGAGAAUGGAGGACGAGUUGGACUCGGCCAUGGAUGCUAUAAACAACUACCAAGCUUCACAAGCAAAACUAGAAUCUCAAGUUAAAGUCCUCGACCACCAACUGACUUUCCUCAGUAGAUACAUCUCAGCCCACCAUCGCACAGACUUGCCAGUGGAGAUCAAGAAAAUAGUGCAAAAUCACAGCAAAAAGAUUUCGUUUAGCUCCAAACUGUUUAACUCUAAGUUUGCUAAAGAAGGAGAAGAAGAAGAAACAACUGACCAGAAAAAGACAUUUAAAACUGGUAUGAGCACUCCAAAUCUUUUCUCUAAAAUAAGCAAAGACGAUGUCAUGAAUGCUGCUAACAAAGAAAAGAAUAAAGUAUCUCCAGAUAACGACAGAAGACAUUUCAUGAUGAAGAAAUCAAUGUCUGUUCAUUCUGGUUUAAUAGCUACUAAUCUAAAACAGUAUCCGCUGAAAACUCUAGAAGAGAAAUCCGAAAAUGAAAUUCAGCGAUCAGAGAGUUUCAGAAACAGUAACAUCAUUACUGAAAGUCUUAAAGAGCUUAGCAAGAAAAACACAGGUUUCUUUGCUAAUACACACGACCUUGUGAAACAAGAAAGGAAUUUCGAGCAACAAUUAAAGAGAGAUUUUGACGAAAAUCUAAAGAAACUGGAUGCUAAACUGACACCAACAUCGUAUUUAGACGACAUAAGCAUAUUCCAGAGUAGAAAAAGCAUGUCUUUGAAUUUGACGAAAGCCAAUAGCCCAGUCGAAAGAGAAAAGCAUGGAGACAGUGGGUUUGUUACUCCCAUGAGUCCUGAUGAUAAGAAGGAAGAAUCUGGAUCCAUUAUAUCACAUCCACUGAGUGACUGCGAUGUUGAUAUUAAAUUUGAUGGUCAAUUGACGAAACUUAAACAAAUAAGACCGUUAAGUAAAAGCAGUAGAAAUAGUAUAGACAGCGGUGAUUCUAAGCUUAUGUAGAAAUUUAUGUGUGAUAUUAGUUGCUAGUACUUAGUUAAAUAAAUUAAAAUAUAGUCCAAGUUAUUUCAGUCCGGACACUGAUGUUCUCUCAAAAAAACAA